Molecule: messenger RNA, 1587 nt
Organism: Zygotorulaspora mrakii
Lineage: Eukaryota; Fungi; Ascomycota; Saccharomycetes; Saccharomycetales; Saccharomycetaceae
Gene: HFD1
Product: hexadecenal dehydrogenase
Exons: 1
Coding region: 1-1587 (528 amino acids)
Biological process (GO): aldehyde metabolic process
Cellular component (GO): cytoplasm
Molecular function (GO): aldehyde dehydrogenase (NAD+) activity
Source: RefSeq, a predicted model, not a curated record
AUGACAGAGAACACGACUUUGAAGUAUACUCCCUUGCAGGAGAUAGACAGCAAAAUUCGUUUAGCCAACGAAUAUUUUCAUGAGAAACAGUUAAAGCUGUCCAAGACCCCAUCGCCCCGCAAGGCUGAUUUGAAAAUACGGUCCUUGCAGUUAAAGAAGCUCUAUUAUGCCAUCAAAAAUCAUGAGCAAGAUAUCUUAGAUGCCAUGUAUAGGGACUUCCAUCGCUCACCUACAGAAACGACAGUCUUGGAAAUUAUACCGGUCUAUAACGCUAUUUUGCAUAUUAUAGAUCGGUUGCACAUUUGGAUGGCCCCAAAAAGGAUCAGGGACAAUUCGUCUCCGGCUUUCAUGUUCAGCAAAAUCGUUAUCGAAAAAAUUGCAAGGGGUUCUGCUCUCAUUAUUGGACCAUUCAAUUUCCCGUUUUUCUUAUCAUUAUUACCGGUUGCGUAUGCAAUAUCUGCUGGGAACAGUGUUAUAUUGAAGCCAAGUGAAUUGGUGCCUUCAUGUGCGCAGCUUCUGGAAGAGAUAUUAUAUGAUGCUGAUUUCCCACAAGGGAUGGUCCAGGUGGUACAAGGGUCAAUUCCAGAAACUGAAAGUUUAGUUCAAAGUGGCAGAUUUGACUUGAUUUUCUUCACAGGGGCACCAAAAACUGGGUCAAUAAUAGCCCAAGAAGCCGCCAAAAGCUUAACUCCAUGUGUUUUAGAACUCGGUGGAAAGUCUCCUGCAUUCAUAACAGAAACCUUGGAGAACAAAUAUCUGGAGACCACUUUAAAAAGGCUAUUUUUCAGCUCGUUUGGUAAUUCAGGUCAGAUAUGUGUUUCCCCAGAUUAUGCGUUAGUGCAUGAAUCUAAAUAUUCAGAGGUAGUUGACUUGGCAAAAAAAAUAUUACAAGAUUUUUUUCCAAGAAUAGAUGAAAGUGUAGAAUAUUCGCAUAUGGUAAAUGAGAAGGCUUACAACGAAGUCUGUAAGAAAUUAGAAUCUACCAAAGGGACAAAAUUCACAUCGGGAGGGCAAACUCCAGAAAAAUUGGACUUUUUCAUACCUCCCACUCUGGUUUUCGAUGUGGAUUGGAAUGAUUCGCUUAUGCAGAGCGAAAAUUUUGCUCCUAUCUUGCCCUUUAUCAAAUACAGGGAUCUAGAUGAUACAAUAGAGAGACUGCUUCGGUCUUGUGAUACGCCAUUAGCCCAAUACAUUUUCUCAGGAAGCGAUCAGGAAAUACAACAUAUUUUGAGCCGUGUGAGAUCGGGUGGUUGCGUUGUUGGGGACACCUUGAUUCAUGUUGGUAUUACAGAUGCCCCAUUUGGUGGUAUAGGCACAUCAGGAUAUGGAAGUUCUGGCGGAAUUUACGGCUUCAAUGCUUUUUCGCAUGAAAGAACUAUCCUUAAGCAGCCAUUUUUGGUUGAAAGAUUGUUAUCAAUGAGGUACCCACCCGCAUCAAGCUUCAGAAGAAGUAUCUUAAGAGUUGGCAUGGAGAGGAAACCUUGGUUUGACAGAACCGGCAAAAACAACAUCCCCUUUUUACGUUCGGUUGUUAUCUCAGUCCUCGUUCUUUGUUUUUCAGUGUGUUUUUAUUCGUACAAGUCCUAA